Suillus bovinus is the source of this 324-nucleotide messenger RNA. RefSeq lists its product as uncharacterized. The record is from RefSeq and is a predicted model, not a curated record. Bases 1 to 324 code for a protein of 107 amino acids. Lineage: Eukaryota; Fungi; Basidiomycota; Agaricomycetes; Boletales; Suillaceae. The transcript is spliced from 3 exons.
AUGCAUUUCUCCUCUGCCACUGUCCUCGCCAUCAUUGCUGCUUUAGUGCCCUCAAUCUCUGCCAUGCCAACUACUAGUGAUGCAGCUAGCCCUUACAACUUUCAAUGCUCCAAAUAUUGCUUCGAUGACGAUGAUUGCAUACCAACUAAAGAUUGCGCAUGGAAGAAAUGCGGCCCUGCGUAUUACUGCCAUCGGCAGAACAAUUCCAAGGUAGUUCUUCCGGCAGAACUGGCAGAACUUCAGGCUGGACAUGUGCGCGAGUUCCGUCACAUUCUGCCGGGGAGGUUCUGCCCACAACAGCGGCAACAAUAUGGCAAAUCGUAG